CAAAUCCAGCAUUCAGUGUAUACACUAUCACACACACACUCACACACACUGAGUGAGCCGAGAGCGCUUUCUGUCUUUCAUUCAUCCCGGUGAAGGCUGCUCACACUUUCUUCUCCUCCUCUCCCCUCCUCCUCCUCUUCCCUCCUUCACGUUGGGAUAGCUUACUUUGUUUUUGUUUUCCCUCCGCGGUGCCUUUUCGGUCGGAGUAGUAGUGGAUGAUAUCAACAGAGAGCUACGUGUCUUCUUACCUCCGCGAUACUACGGACCGGAGCGGAGUCGCUAGAGGACACGCGCAUCACGACAGAGCGCGGCGCGAGGGGAGUUCUUCUUUUGGAGGCUACGGUGCGAUUUAAAAAAAAAAACACACAAAAAAAGAAGAAAUAAAACAAAAAAACAUCCGCGUUGAAGAGCAGCGGUACCACAGAGGCUCCACCUGACAAGAGUCACGCUAAGUUUUGACGGAUUUUACGGCACAGGUGCGUGGAAGGAUUAAACACAGCCGUUUGGCGGAUGGUUGUCGGUUUCGUGGAGAGGAGUCGCUGCCUCUGCGCAAGUCUCAGAUGAAGAUGAAGUCUGCGGGCGUCGUGGAUGGAGGCUUGUUCACAGAGAGCUAUUGUAACAUCUGCAAUGCCCAGCUCAUCUCCGAGUCCCAGCGCACCGCUCACUAUGAGAGUAAGAAACAUGCAAACAAGGUACGUCUGUUCUACAUGCUUCACCCGGAAGAUGGAGGACCACCUUCCAAGAGACUGCGGCCAGAUAACCCAGACUGUGCAGAGACAGAGGUGGACAGGAACAAGUGCUGUACCUUGUGUAACAUGUUCUUCACCUCCGCCAUUGUGGCCCAGUCGCACUACCAGGGCAAAACCCACGCCAAGAGAGUACGCCUGGUGCUGGGGGAGCCGCCAAGCCUACCAACAGCCAUGACCAGCCCUACAAAUACAGAUUCCUCCCCUUCCACCCCGCUGCCCACAGACCCCGCUGCAUGCCCCCCUCCUCCACCUGACCUGGCUUGGCCCCUGGCGGUGGUCGGCGGAAACGGCGGAAGAGAGGCUGGGAAAUACUGCUGCCUUUGCGGAGCCUGGUUCAACAACCCACUGAUGGCCCAGCAGCAUUACGAGGGCAAGAAACACCGCAGGAAUGCAGCCAGAGCGCGCCUCCUGGAGCAGCUAGCGGGCAGCCUGGAUGCCACGGAGAGCACAGGGCUGCGCAGUAGUUACUCCUGCAGUGUCUGCAGUGUGGUCCUCAACUCCAUCGAGCAGUACCAUGCACACCUCCAGGGCUCCAAGCACCAGAACAAGAUGAGCUUUGGCUUGUGUAAGGAGCUUUCCGGAGGAGACGAAAGCACGGCUGACAGCGGCAGGGGAUUAGCUCUCACCGAAGAAACAUCCAUGAAAACUGUCCUGAAGCAACACCAGCAGUAAGCCACAGAGACAGGCCACUCUGAAAGGAAGAAGAGAUGAAGACCGAGAUUAUUGGAAUAAACAACUUCAGAAUAAAAGGACUCAUGUCGGAAACCGAAUAGUAUGAGAAAGUCGUGCAGAGUAACUUCAGUGUGUGUGUGUGUCUGUGUGUGUGUGUGUGGGUAUGGGUGUCCUGGGCAUCCAUGCAUGCAUCUGCAGUAUGCAUGUGUGGGUCAUUGUGAGUGUGUUUAUUUCUAUCUUUGAUCUAAAAAUAUAUCUCGGAGAUUUAUUCAGCACCUAAGUGUUUGAUAUGAGUUCUCAACACCAACAGCAGCCGGAAGACUUCCGGCUGCAUAUUGCCACAUAACUCCUGUGUGAACCACAAUCCUAAAAUUGAACUGAUGUCAGUGCGUUGCCCAGAGUGGUAAUAAUCAUUACAAUGAUAGUCAUAGAGCAGCAGUAAUAAUAACUCUGUUAACUAGCCGUCCCCCAAGUGCUCUGACAGUGAUCCAAGACUUCUGUUUCUACAUGCAUUUCAUACACAGUGAUGGUGGCACAUGCGUGGCUCACUUUCAGACCACUUGAGACCUACUCAGGCCCAGACUUGUAAACCCAAGGACAAGAAAACCCCCAACGACCUCAGCCAUUGCAGACUGCAUGAAUUGCCAUAACUUUAAAAGAGGCAUAUUGGUUUGAAUCUUGUGUUGUCUUUAAAUGUAGUGGAUUGGUGUCACUUUUUUUUUUUUUUUUGAAAUGGUGGAUGUGUCAUUUUGAAUCUUUUCAUGUAUUCCAUAUAAUCAAAACUUUGACAUGUGGCAUGGUUACAGAAGGCAGAGGAGAAAAGCAGCACAAAGACUUUUAAACAACUCCUGCUCUGAGGUGAGGGUCUGUGCAACUUUGUGAAUCAUCUACUGUUGAAAACAUUCCCACAGAACUGAAUACUGAUGUCAGAUGCAGUCCGGAGGUGACAAAAAUUCUCUUCUCUGUUGAGACGGGCGACAUGUAGAUAAUAUUUAUUUUUCUGUUGCUAUGGACAGAGAGGAAAAGCGAAAAAGAAAAAAAAGAAAAACAUCACUCCCAAUCCAUGUAGCAGCCAAUGUACAAUACAACUGGGAUGUAAUUCAAUGCAUGCAAAAUGUACAACGUUGCAUUCACUUGCCUUUUUGAAACCUAUUGCUUGCGCGUUUUGGCAAUAGCGCUGCUUUCUAGUGAUAGCUUCGUAAUGCAUUACUGCACAUGCUUGCACCUGAGCAAAAAGGUCACCUUUUAGUACCGAACUGGCUUCUUUUCAACUGCGAAUUUACUCAUCAAGAAACAAAAAACCUUUUGAUACCUAGAAAUUAAUCACCGCUGUAUAACACCCCUCAUCUGUAGUGUCUUCAGAGUGUCUGUGAAGUGAGUUUUAACUACAGUUUGUAGCAGCAAGAUGAGCGAGGAGAAGACGCUCCACUUUCCCACGCUGACACUGAGCAGCAUUUCUCUAUAAGCUGAGGAAAGGAUUGAAAAAACACUCAGUGCUAAGCUAUCCUCUGUAAGUUCUUGUUGGUUCAAGCUUUUUUUUUCUUUCCUUUUUCUGUAAACACUUAGUUUUAUUUUGUGCUUUGUUCAUUUCACGGUGAAGAGAGUGAACUACGAGUGACCUGAUUAAAAAUUGUUUUUCUUCUGCAGACAUAUGGAUGAGUAAUGGUUUUAUGCAAUCACACUGUAAUAUUAACAACCAUACAAUGAGGGUUUGAAGUGAAGUUUAACAAAGCAGUAUGUGUAAAUAAGCAGUAGCUGCAGGUGAAGUUUGUGUUUUAAGAAGUACGGGAGUUUUGUAUUCAUAGUGUUUAUCUGCACUGAGGGCGAUAAGGGAAAUGUGUUUCUUAUGAGUAUUAUGAAAAAAUACAAAUAUGCUGGCACUGAAAUGAGAAUAAACCGCCUUUGGGUGGGUCAUGUUUAUGAAUUGAUAACCAUCAGUGAAAAUAAAGUCAUCCUGAGCCGAGGAGUCAGUGAUGACGGACCAAAAUCCAGCGUAUGGAAGACAGUGAGUGAUCAUAGCGGGAUUGUGAUAAGCUGUUUUCAUGAGGACAACCACAGUUUCAACAAAGACCGUCCCCUUGGAGAAACAUCUGAUAUGUGACUGUUUUGCCAGUGGAUUCACAAAACAGCCAAAAUGACGCAGGACUACAAACUGUUGGAUUUAAACACCACGUCUAAAAUUACCACCCCCUCUGUUAUCGGUGAUGCCAUGAGAAAAACACAAAAAGUCAUAUGGCAUUUUUUUGAUGUGCAUCAUGACUCUUUUGAUGACUAUUUACACCGAGUCCUUUCUGCUGUAUUCAGAAUAGAAGCGGCGUCUGUGUGUGCCGAUAUCACAGUCUGUGCAGAAGAUGAUUGUGCCAUGAGUCACAGAUUUUACCAGAUGUUACAUAAUAUAUGACAGAGCUGUAUCUAUGGGUAGGAAUUUUGUGAUAUGAUGCUUGCGGGUGGGUGUCUGUGUAUGUGAAGCUGUCAACUGCACUGGCAGUGGGAGACUCGCUGUGAGCUGUGUACCGUGAGCACAUUUGUAAACACACCUGAUGAUGAAUACAAUGAAGAUGACAACUAUAUC
Epinephelus moara (kelp grouper) is the source of this 3993-nucleotide messenger RNA. RefSeq names its product zinc finger protein. Gene Ontology annotation, molecular function: zinc ion binding; nucleic acid binding. The transcript is spliced from 8 exons. The record is from RefSeq and is a predicted model, not a curated record. The coding region runs from base 561 to 1421 and encodes 286 amino acids. Lineage: Eukaryota; Metazoa; Chordata; Actinopteri; Perciformes; Serranidae.